Messenger RNA from Oncorhynchus tshawytscha (Chinook salmon), 1221 nucleotides. Its product is annotated as protein S100-A11. The record is from RefSeq and is a predicted model, not a curated record. The transcript has 3 exons. Gene Ontology annotation, cellular component: perinuclear region of cytoplasm. NCBI's taxonomy places the organism in Eukaryota, Metazoa, Chordata, Actinopteri, Salmoniformes, Salmonidae. Gene Ontology annotation, molecular function: transition metal ion binding; calcium ion binding. The coding region runs from base 804 to 1067 and encodes 87 amino acids.
AGUUGUGAGGUUAAUGUCAGAUAUAGCUGGACUAGGAGAGGAGAUGUCAUUCAUGCCAGAGGGUGGGAAUAAUUUGCUACCCUUUGACUCUGGUCAGAAUGAAAGACUCGCGUAACUACACGCACAAUAAAACUGACUUUAUAACACUGAUGUUAGAUUUGAAUCAAGACAGGCUCAAAUCAAUAGAAUAUUCUAAAUGCAAGCCAAAGGGCGAAACAUGCAAUACACAAUCCCUCAUUUCUGCUGCUGAUGAAGUUGAUUUGUCCUGCCCAAAGCUAAGUAAACCAGAAGAGCUGCCCUGAGAGGUUUUAGUGUAAGCAUAGUGACUUAACAUUCAUAUGGCAGCCAGACAGGAAACCUGAGUGAUUGGUAUAGCACACCUUGCUCUCUGCCUGUAAUUAUUAUUAGCUUAACAUUAUGCAUGCUCUAGCAGUGAGCUACCAUGAAGGAGCAGAGCCUAACGCCUAGACUAACGUAUUGUAAUCUUUAAUAAUAAAUGGUUAAAUGAACACGUGUGGUUUCCUGUCUGAAGGUGAGGGUUUUUCAGUGUUGUAUAAAUCCUAUAAUCACGUCAUGGAAAGAAACCAGUGGUCAGUGUGGGGUAAUUUAGCAGACACCUUAACCUUGAAGUGGACAGAAUGGACGCCAUGACAUGAGAAACAUUUACAAGAGAUGGGAGGGGGCUUGAUUUUAGGAAGAGGAGGUGAGUAUAAGAGUGAGAAAGAGAGAGAGAGAGAAACUUACCUUCACACGUACCACCUCAACACACUCACCACCUCAGCUACCGGCAGCAGUGUCCAGUGAUGGAGUCAGCCAUUGGUGUACUCGUGUCCCAGUUCAAGGCGUUUGCUGGAAGUGAUGGAUCCUCAGACACACUGAGCAGAGAUGAGUUCCGGAGCCUGGUCAAAACACAACUCCCCAACUUCGUUAAGAACGCUGAUGACCCAGCUGUCAUCGACCGACUCAUGGACUCAAUUGACGAGAACAACGACGGAGAGCUCACCUUCCUGGAGUUCUGGCAGCUGAUUGGGCGACUAGCAAAUCAACACGGCGGCUUUAUCCAAUAGGAUGUCUCCAUGUCUUGUUCUGUUACUACCAUAUGAUUACAAUGAUAACUUAUUCUAGUGGUAUGGUUAUCCCCAGGUUGUGUUUCUAAAUUGUCAAGUGUUUGCUAAAGCUAUGGAAGAUUGGUCCAGCAAAAUAAAACAUGGAUGAAUCAUA